Messenger RNA from Lactuca virosa, 2708 nucleotides. Lineage: Eukaryota; Viridiplantae; Streptophyta; Magnoliopsida; Asterales; Asteraceae. The record is from the annotation of a GenBank genome assembly.
CCGACAUCAUGAAUAUGUACGUGAUCAUAAUUCAUAGAGGAUUAGGGGUUUACCUUUACCCCCAAAAUAAGAAAACAGACAAAUUACAGUGAAUUGUAACGCGGGUUUCCGUAUGGAACAUAGAAUAUGAAUUGAUGGUGUCUAGAUCUCAAAUAUAACCCUCAAGAUCAGAAGUUUAGCAUUCAUUCAAUCCGUAGGUUGCGUAAGUGUAGCAGCAGUAGGAACAAUAAUUAUGGAGCUGUUAAAGAAUUUGCCGCAGAUGGAUAUGAUGCGGUCGGAGAAGAUGACAUCGGUUCAGUUAAUCAUCCCCGUUGAGUCUGCUCACCGCGCCAUCUCUUAUCUCGGCGAACUCGGCCUUCUACAGUUCCGUGACUUGAAUGCUGAUAAAAGCCCCUUUCAGAGAAUAUUUGUAAAUCAGGUAAAAAGAUGUGCUGAGAUGUCAAGAAAGCUUCGUUUCUUCAAAGAUCAGAUACACAAGGCUGGUUUAUCAUCUUCAUCUCUUCCUACAAUACAACCAGAUAUUGAUCUUGAAAGAUUAGAGAUACAACUAGCUAAUUAUGAACAUGAGCUUCUUGAGAUGAAUGCCAACAGUGACCAACUACAACAAACAUAUAAUGAGCUUCUAGAGUUCAAGAUGGUGCUACAGAAGGCAGGAGGCUUUCUAGUUUCAAGUAAGAGUCAUGAAGUUAUGGAAGAGAGAGAAUUAGAUGAGAACGUGUUCUCCCAUGAUUAUCAAGAUUCAGUCUCCUUUCUUGAUCAAGAAAUGCAAUCAGGAUCAUCAAAUCCAUCAGGUCUUAGAUUUAUCAGUGGCAUUAUCGUAAAAUCCAAAAUGUUAUUAUUUGAGAGAACACUGUUUCGUGCUACAAGAGGAAAUAUGUUUUUCAAUCAAGCAGAUGCAGAUGAACCAAUCCUGGAUCCUGUAUCAACUGAAAUGGUGGAGAAGACUAUAUUUGUAGUGUACUUCUCAGGGGAGCAUUCAAGAACAAAAAUUCUGAAAAUCUGUGAAGCAUUUGAUGCAAACUGCUAUCCUGUUCCAGAAGACCUAACAAAACAGAGACAAAUAACUGAAGAGAUUUUGUCACGACUAUUGGAUCUAGAAACCACUUUAGAUGCUGGGAUUCGUCAUCGUAAUGCUGCUUUACAUUCUAUUGGAUUACACUUGUUGACAUGGAUGACCAUGGUUAAAAGAGAGAAAGCUGUUUUCGACACAUUGAAUAUGUUGGAUUUUGAUGUAACAAAAAAGUGUCUAGUUGGAGAAGGAUGGUGUCCAAUAUUUGCUAAGUCCCAGAUUCAGGAUGCAUUGCAACGUGCAACAUAUGAUAGCAACUCACAAGUUGGCAUAAUAUUUCAUGUAAUGGAAGCUGUGGAAUCACCUCCAACAUAUAUCAGAACUAACCAAUUUACAUACGCAUAUCAAGAGAUUAUUGAUGCAUAUGGGGUUGCUAAAUAUCAGGAAGCAAAUCCAACAGUUUUUACUGUAAUUACUUUUCCAUUUCUUUUUGCUGUCAUGUUUGGUGAUUGGGGUCAUGGAAUUUGCUUAUUGUUUGGAGCUUUAUUUCUCAUAACUCAUGAAACAAAGCUUACUUCUCAGAAACUUGGGAGUUUCAUGGAGAUGUUAUUUGGUGGGCGUUAUGUACUCCUUUUAAUGUCCAUAUUUUCCAUUUACUGUGGUUUAAUAUACAAUGAAUUCUUCUCUGUUCCUUUUCACAUAUUUGGGGCAUCUGCAUAUAAAUGUCGUGACACCUCAUGCAGUGAUGCAUAUACAACUGGUUUAAUCAAAUAUGGUGACACGUAUCAGUUUAUACCACAGAUGAUCUUCUUAAACAGCCUCUUUGGUCCCUUUGAUGAUCUUGGUGAGAAUGAGCUGUUUUGGGGACAAAAGCUGCUUCAGAUCAUGUUAUUGGUGUCAGCCAUUGUUGCAGUUCCAUGGAUGCUCUUCCCCAAACCUUUUAUUCUACAAAAACUUCAUUUUAAGAGAUUUCACGGGGGUUCAUACAACAUUCUAGAAGCUUCCGAGACAGAUAUGGAAGAUCAUGAACCAGAUUCAGCAAGAAGACAUCAUGUUGAAGAAUUUAAUUUCAGUGAGGUUUUUGUACAUCAAAUGAUACACUCCAUUGAAUUUGUACUUGGUUCAGUUUCCAACACAGCUUCAUACCUUCGGUUAUGGGCUUUAAGUUUGGCCCACUCAGAAUUGUCCACUGUAUUCUAUGAGAAAAUUCUCCUCCUUGCUUGGGGGUAUGAUAAUGUGAUUAUACGAAUGGUGGGGAUAGUGGUUUUUGCAUUUGCGACUGGAUUUAUACUACUGAUGAUGGAAACCCUAAGUGCCUUUCUUCAUGCAUUGAGGCUUCAUUGGGUGGAAUUCCAGAACAAAUUCUAUUCCGGAGAUGGUUUUAAGUUCAAACCGUUUUCGUUUGCAGGAAUAGCCGAUGCCGACGAUCGGUAGAAUCACUUCACUUGUUGGGUGAAGACGGAAUCCAAAUUUUGGGUAGGCUAUUAUAGAUAGAUGUGCAGCUCAGUCAGUGUUAAGAUAUAAUAUGAAUAUAGAGAGGUGUUAGAUGCAAAUAUUCAGAUAACUUUAUAGGUGAUGACAGGAUUUUGCAGGAAAAUGUUGGGGAUUCAGAAGUUUUUGGGUAAUAAAAUUAAAGGUGAUUACAUAUUUACAAUUGGCUUCUUUAAAAUUGUAUCUUAAUUCUUAUGAUUUUGGUGCA